AUUUAACUACUAUUUCGAGGAUUAAAAAAAAGUUAGCGCAAGUGUAUUGGGGACAUGUGGGAUUACUUUGAGAGGACAUUUAGGAGUAAAAAAAAAUAAACUAAGAAUUUUAAAGUUAUGAACAAAGACUUACUAUUUUUUGCCCAUAGUAGUAUUCAUAUGCAUAUAUUAAAUGGGCGAUGUACAAAAUCUUAUUCGAAAUGACCACUUCUUGCUUUCUGAAAAGCGCGCAAACGAUGCGGUCAUUGUUCCACAGCAGCACGCACUGUUUCGCUUGGUAUAUUGGAUAUGUAUUAAUAGAAAACCGUUAUCAGCAACAAACGAAUUCCACAUAUUCUCACCCACUUUUAGCUUCGCUUCUGUUUACUUUUUGUUCAACUGACUUCAGUCCAUUGUAUAAACCAAUCAGUAUGUCUGUGUAUGUACAAUGCUUCCGCCAUUCAAACUUGAGUUUCAUAUUACGUGCCACAAAUGUAAACAAAUAUCAAAUUCACUAGUUCAUUUUUCCACAACCCUCAUAUCCACCCCCACAAAUUCGCUGUGCAACAAAGCCGAAAAACUCCCUUAUCACUUGUUUUCCACCCCUUUUUCGUUGGGUUGCCAAACCACACUGCUCCACAGGACAGCCUUCCACUGCGCAACAGCAAGUCCGAGUGUCAAGAGCGCUGACACUCAGCAUAACAACAUGUGGCAAAGGCAAAGUGCGGUAUAACGGCAUCAAGAAGGCAGUAAUCGUCAGUCUAACAACCGAAGUGUGGGCAUUCAGUUUUUCUUCUAAGUUUGCUUAUUGCAUUUCAUUCUAGAGUUUAUUUUUCGCUUUUUAAUUGCAAUUUAAACAAAUUGCAGAAUAGUUAUACAACGCAAAAGCAACAAAGCUAAUAUAUACUAAGUAACGUGGCGAAGGAAAUAUGCAAUGCAUUCACCGAUAAACGCUUUCGAGUUGAAUGAGCGUCUGAUGACCGCAGUACAGACGGGCAACUUCCAUGGCGUGCUCGAUUGUCUGAUGGAGGGUGCCCGGGCAACCAUUGUUUCCACAUCGUGUGGGCGUACAGCUGUUGGCACCGCGGCGCUGGUGGGUGAUGCUGAAAUCCUUGAGCUGCUGAUACAAUCCUGUGAAGAACCUGAUUUGGAUAUAUUUAACAGAAACCACUCAAACUCGUUUGAAAUGGAAACAGAGUGCACCCCGGACGGCAUGGAUAACCUCGAGUGGGAGGAUGAAUUUAUCGAAAACUGCAACGAUUGUGAGCAAAGUAGUGGAGAGCACGUUGCACAGGAUGCUGAAGACACUUCUCUCUAUUAUUAUUAUGCCAAAACGUUCGAACGUACCGGUGCCAUUAUCACGCGCAUGGAUGAGCCAUAUGCUGUCGCCACAAACUGCGGACACCAGCAAGAUGUACAUCGCGCCGAUGCGCUGCUGAUGACACCGCUACAUUAUGCCGCCGCUUGUGGACACGUGGAGUGUGUGCGAGUAUUACUCUCACAUGGCGCCGCAGUGGAUGCCGUUAAUAGUGACGGUUACACACCAUUACAUGUGGGCGUGGCCUAUGCGGAAGUGGCUCACAUGCUGCUGAAACACGGCGCCAAUCCGAAUUUAAAGACGCUAAACACCGGUGAAACAGCGCUGCAUUUGGCUAUAAGGAAUCAUUCCGUGGCAGUGGCCAAUGUUAUUUUGCAAACAAAUAUGAAUAUCAACGAAACGGAUGACAUCGAUCAGACGCCGCUGAUGUGCGCCAUAGUGGCUAACUUGGACGGUCUUGCGACGACACUGAUCGAACGCAGCGCACGCAUCAACCUGCAGGACAAGGAGGGACACAACGCGCUCUACUACGCGGUCGUGCAGAAUAAUGUGCCGCUCACAGUGUGUUUGUUGAAACGUGGCGCCCGGCGCAUCACUUCCCAUUACCUGCUGCACCAUUGCGUACGCUACAGCAUGCGCGAGAUGGCUGAGACCCUAAUCAGCCACGGCGAUAGCUUGAAUGUGCGCAACAAGGAUGGCCUCACACCCAUUCUGAUCGCAAUACUCAGCCAAAAGAUCGAUAUGCUGGAGUUCUUGCUGCGCGUGGCCACGGCGCAACAAUCACAAGGCAACACGAUAGUUGACACGGUCGAAAACGAGUUGCUCAUCGCCGUGCAAUAUAUAGAUACCGUACAGGACUUCAUACCCAUUGCGCGCAUAUUGUUCGCACAUAGUGAGGGGCGUUGGAUGUGUGCUUCGUUUACUUCGAUGUCGUGGUCGUGUUACAUUCCCUAUUGCCAGACGCCACUGGCGCGCGCUGUUAUGCUCAACAAAUUCGAUAUCGCCGAGUUUUUGGUCAAAGAGGGCGUAGACAUAACACAGGUAUGUGGCGAUCAUGGCAUCAAUCAUUUGCGGGCUACAAAUGCGUCCGGUGCUUUGGAGUUCGCCAAAUUGCUGGUACACACUGGCUACAAAUUCCCGAUACUGCGUACCGAGUUAGCCAAUAAAUGGACCGACGAGCGACGUCACUUCGAAGUGGAAAUGUUUCGGUUGUGCAGCACACCAUUGUCACUGCAAUCGCUAUGUCGAAUUGUGAUAAGGAAUCAACUUUUAGGCCUGCUCAGCGGUUCGGCCGCGAUAAGACAACGAUACUCAACAACGAAGCGUGAAUCGAGUUUGUGUCGUAUGAUAAGCCUUUUGGGUGUACCAAAGAUACUUCAAAAGUAUUUAUACGAGUUCGAUGACUGCGCGUCUGUGAUGAAAAAUACCUGUAAUGUGGAUGGCGGUGGUUAGCAUGAAAAGUAAGGCUGUUAUAUAUGUAUAAGUGGAUAGUUCAUAAAGUUUAUUUAGGAUUAAGAUAGGAUUUCACACAAUAAUAUUGGGUUGAUGAACGAGUAAACUAUUUUGCUCAGCGUAUGUGUAGUACCCAUCUUAAAUAUUACUGAGAGCCAUUAAUUACGCGUAAAAGGGUUGGAUUAAAGGUACACUUAACCUAAAAACAAUUUGGGAGUUAGAAGAUCGCUUUUCAAAGCUGAUCACGAAAUAUUAGUGUAUUCAUAUAUUGAUAUUGUAAGUUUCAAAACUUACUUCCAGUCAUCAGUUGGUAUUUUUCGAUCACCAUAGACUAGGCAUUAUUAAAGUAUGGCGGUUUGAACAGCUCGUCAAUUAGGCUGGGGUUUAGGUUAUAGUCAGUGGCACAAAAAAUUACCAAUUCCAAAUAAUUUUAUUGCCCGUAAAUUAUUUUAUUUUUAAGUGUAAAAACAUUGCAUCUUUAUGUAUGGGUUUGACUUGACUUUCCAGAAAUUUGACAAAAAAUUAAUAAUUUUAGAAGUAAUGGCUGUUUGUAUGCAUACAGUUCCAACCGAAGCUUAUUGAGGUUUCCAUUGCUAAUUCUUGAUAAUUCAUCAAAAUCAAACGCACAAAAAAUAAGUUUUAGUGAUGGGUAAUCUAGUGCCUGAUCGAAGCUUUUUUGCAAUUGUUUUUCAUGUUUUCAAAAAUCUGUUUAAAAUUCAUUGAAAUCUACCGAGCGGUUUUCAAGCUACAAUAGUCUAAAAUUCAAAAACCAUGGUUUUGAAAAAAACGCAUUUGAAGUUUUACACGAACAUUCCAGAGCACCCAAUAACCCUUUGCUGAUUAUCGAAUAACUCGAAAAGUAUUGUCGGAUGUA
Messenger RNA from Bactrocera dorsalis (oriental fruit fly), 3623 nucleotides. RefSeq names its product ankyrin-3. NCBI's taxonomy places the organism in Eukaryota, Metazoa, Arthropoda, Insecta, Diptera, Tephritidae. The transcript is spliced from 4 exons. Gene Ontology annotation, molecular function: protein binding; transcription cis-regulatory region binding. Gene Ontology annotation, cellular component: nucleus. The record is from RefSeq and is a predicted model, not a curated record. Gene Ontology annotation, biological process: positive regulation of transcription by RNA polymerase II. The coding region runs from base 914 to 2749 and encodes 611 amino acids.